Ornithodoros turicata is the source of this 2726-nucleotide messenger RNA. Its product is annotated as protein gooseberry-like. Gene Ontology annotation, molecular function: DNA-binding transcription factor activity, RNA polymerase II-specific; RNA polymerase II cis-regulatory region sequence-specific DNA binding. The transcript is spliced from 7 exons. The coding region runs from base 242 to 1612 and encodes 456 amino acids. NCBI's taxonomy places the organism in Eukaryota, Metazoa, Arthropoda, Arachnida, Ixodida, Argasidae. The record is from RefSeq and is a predicted model, not a curated record. Gene Ontology annotation, biological process: regulation of transcription by RNA polymerase II; anatomical structure development.
UCGGCGUGGGACGUAAAGUGUUGUUGCUUGUGGACGGCGUUUGCGUGGUGUGUGGACGACGACGACGACGGCGACGUCACCUGUGGUGGUGCUGUUGUUGUUGUUGUUUUUGUGUUGUUGGUGAUAAUAGUGUGGCAGACUGGAUCCGCGCUGCGCCCUGGAGGGCAAUUCCUUCGCGACGGGGCUCGCCUCGGACGGGCCCUGGUCGUCCGGGCCCGGAGGGGCCUCGGCGGGUCGCUGGAUGCAGCCGCAGCACACGGCCAGCAUGGCGUCGGCGCUCAACUCGAUCAGGCCACUCUUCACGGGUUAUCCUUUCCAAGGACAAGGUCGCGUAAACCAACUGGGUGGUGUGUUCAUCAACGGCCGGCCGUUGCCCAACCACAUCAGGUUAAAAAUCGUCGAGAUGGCCGCAGCCGGCAUCAGGCCUUGUGUCAUCUCCAGGCAAUUACGGGUCUCCCAUGGCUGUGUUUCCAAGAUACUCAACAGGUAUCAGGAGACCGGCAGCAUCCGACCGGGCGUCAUCGGCGGCAGCAAACCUCGAGUGGCGACGCCCGAAGUCGAGAAGCGAAUCGAGGACUACAAACGGGAAAAUCCGGGCAUCUUCAGUUGGGAGAUACGCGACCGAUUAAUCAAGGAAGGCAUCUGUGAGAGGGCCACGGCACCUUCCGUCUCGUCCAUCAGUCGACUUCUGAGGGGCCCUCGAGGCCCCGGUGACGACGAUGACGACCCGAAAGCCCCCCACAAGCACUCCAUAGACGGCAUCCUUGCCGACAAGAGCAAAGCAUAUGGUAGUCGCACGGGAAGUGCAGGUGGGGAAUGCAGCAUGGAUUCCUACUCCGAAGGCGAAGACGAACCCGGGGAACCGGGUCUGACGCUGAAACGCAAACAGAGACGCUCCAGGACAACAUUCACGGCAUCCCAGCUGGACGAACUGGAAAGGGCCUUCGAGCGCACCCAGUAUCCUGACAUCUACACGAGGGAGGAGCUCGCCCAACGAACGAAGCUUACCGAGGCAAGGGUGCAGGUAUGGUUCAGUAACCGGAGAGCCCGAUGGCGGAAACAGAUGGGCAGCCAGCAACUGAACGGGUUUUCAGCCCUUAGUCUUCCUGUAUAUCCUACCAGUAAUCCCUACCUCUUGUCGGACACAUCGACUGCAUCCUACCCCACCGCCGCAGCAGUUCAAGCGGUGACAGAGCAGAGCGUGCAGUCGGUGCUGCCUCACGGCGGGGGCGUGAUGAGUGACGGCCGCUCCGCCUAUGCCGAACCCGCCUACGCCCCUCCCCCCUCGCAGCCCGCCCUCAAGUCCCAGAUGCUGAACAUGCUGGGCGGAGGCACCGAUUACGGCCAGUCCACCAUGCAGAGCAGCGGCGCGGGCGACGAGUGGGGCGUGCGCAUGCCCUCCCACGGGUGGGGUUGUGGGGCCCCCACGCAGCCCCCCGGGGCGGCCACCAGCGCGGCCACCGAGACCACCACGGCUGCGUCUCCGUCCUUUCCCAGCAUGAUGCCCGGUGACGCCUUCGUGUCACCGCAGUUCUCGGCUGCCACCGCUCCUUCGGGUCUGGACCUGAAGACCUCCUUCUACUACCCUGGACUACGAGGACUGACGCUUUGACAAUCAGUCUACAACACGGACGCCGCUCAGAGUCGCGGCCCUCACGUGUUCGGUGAUGUUUACGAAGGACAACACCACAUGAUGUAGCACAUUUUAGAGUGAAAAAAAAAUGUGACUUUAGGACGACGAAUGUGACGUGUUCCGUCCAGGACUGAGAGGACUAUGGUGGCUGGUGACAAGGUUCGAGAACAGUAUUGUAUUUUUUAAAAAAAGCGCGGACAAGGAAAGCUUUUAUUUUUCAGUGAUGAUGGAACGUAGUCGGUUUACCUCAUAAUUGCUGUACUGAGUAUCGGCGUAUGUUUAGCAUAUGUUCCUCGAACAGCUGAAGAGUACGCAGCUUGGUUAGUCACUAAACAAUGUGUCUGCGGGAUUUCCUGCCGCCACAAGAAACAUGAGCUCUAUCAACUAAGGCACAACUCUGAUCGUGCCUGUAUAGGCAGCCUUUGAGCUUCGAUCUCACCUCAUUCACAUCUUUCCUAGAGUGAUAUUCACCCUGUAAAGCUCUGUACGUUGCGUGUACAUUGUUUGUAGUAUAUGUCGGAGACACGAAACACCGUUGUACCAUCUCAAGCUUUGUUUUUUGUGAUAAACAUCAAGACGACCAGAGAGAGGACUGUUAUAUCUGUUUAGUGGCAUCUGGACCUCGCGCCGUCCGCGGUCGAGCUUAUUUAUUAUCAACUGAUGUAGAUAAGUACUAUGCAUGUAAUGUAAAUCAAGCAUUGUGGCCCUAACAUCUAGCCGAGCCACUGGAGCUGUAGGACCUCUACCGCGAACAACAUGCAGGCUGUUUCCAAGUGUAUACAGGUUCAUCUAACGACCUGUGGCUUAAACCAUUGCAACUUGUCUGUGAAUCGAGUUCAUGUACCAGAACAUGUGAGCAAAAAGAACAAUUGUAUCAAGGUAUGGUGUUGGAAGCAGCCUGAGAUAUGACAUUUCGGGUCACGUGUAUACUUACAUGCACGUCUUUUACCAGGUUUUAAGCAGCCAAAGAUAAAGGGGCAUCCUAUAGUGUGUGCGCCAUAUUAUCCUCACUGUAAAUGAACAUAAGGUAUUAUGUCUAUUCAUGCACUACGUCCUGUACAGUACAAUAAAAAGAAGUGCAGUUUGAAGACAA